Molecule: messenger RNA, 1196 nt
Organism: Melitaea cinxia (Glanville fritillary)
Lineage: Eukaryota; Metazoa; Arthropoda; Insecta; Lepidoptera; Nymphalidae
Gene: alphaSnap
Product: alpha-soluble NSF attachment protein
Exons: 6
Coding region: 116-994 (292 amino acids)
Biological process (GO): intracellular protein transport; SNARE complex disassembly
Cellular component (GO): SNARE complex; vacuolar membrane
Molecular function (GO): syntaxin binding; soluble NSF attachment protein activity
Source: RefSeq, a predicted model, not a curated record
GACAGCGACGGAAUUUUCGGUCGGGAGGAGUGACGACAUUUUGUCAAUAAAUUGUUAAUUUAGCUCCAUUCAAUUGGCAAAUUUUCGUAGUAAGUAGUGUUAAAAAGCCAUAAAAAUGGCAGACAAUGAGCAGAAAGCGAUGCAGUUGAUAGCAGAGGCGGAGAAAAAGUUAAAUUCGUCGAAAUCCUUCCUCGGUUCACUAUUCGGAGGAUCGUCGAAAUUAGAAGAGGCAGUGGACUGCUACCUGAGGGCAGCAAAUCUUUUUAAAAUGGCCAAGAAAUGGCCUCAAGCAGGUCAGGCCUUUUGCACUGCCGCGCAACUUCAUUUGAAGGCUGGCGUUCGUCACGACGCUGCCACUAACUUUGUCGAUGCCUCCAAUUGUUACAAGAAAGCUGAUCCUAAUGAGGCGGUCUCGUGUUUGCUGAAGGCGAUCGAAAUCUACACCGACAUGGGACGGUUCACCGUAGCCGCGAAACAGCAUCAGAACAUAGCAGAGCUAUACGAGACGGAAUGCGUUGACCUAGCGCGAGCCAUGCAACACUACGAACAAGCGGCUGACUACUUCCGAGGCGAGGAGUCCACGUCCUCAGCUAACAAAUGUAUGCUGAAACUAGCGCAGUAUGCCGCGCAACUCGAGCACUAUGACAAGGCCAUACAGAUCUACGAGCAGAUUGCCAAGUCUUCUCUCGACAACAGCCUGCUUAAAUACAGUGCUAAGGAGUAUAUGUUCCGCGCCGCGCUUUGUCACCUCUGCGUUGAUAUAUUGAACGCUCAACACGCCUUGGAUAAAUACUGUGGACUUUAUCCCGCCUUCGCUGAUACUAGGGAGUGUAAACUCGUCAAGGAGCUAAUCGAACAUCUCGAAGAACAGAACAUAGACGCGUUCACCGAAGCGGUGAAAACCUACGACAGUAUAUCUCGCCUCGACCAGUGGUAUACAACUAUGCUUGUUCGCAUCAAGAAACAAAUCAACGACAAUCCUGACCUCCGUUGAAUUAAACACGCCCUGCCACCCGUCUCUGAGUUAUGUAUCUAUUGAUGGUAAUAUAAAUCUACAUAUUAGUUUAAAUUUUCCAAUAAAAAUUCUAUCAUUUUAAAUGUUCAACUGUCGAAACGAUAUAAUGCCAUCCUCAUUCUAAGUAGUUUAUAGGCCCCGAUUUGAAAUUUCAAAAGUUAAAAGAUAUCUUAAAUUAUUA